Ixodes scapularis (black-legged tick) is the source of this 3888-nucleotide messenger RNA. RefSeq names its product peroxisome assembly factor 2. The transcript is spliced from 23 exons. Gene Ontology annotation, biological process: protein import into peroxisome matrix. Gene Ontology annotation, cellular component: peroxisomal membrane; cytosol. The coding region runs from base 258 to 3293 and encodes 1011 amino acids. The record is from RefSeq and is a predicted model, not a curated record. Gene Ontology annotation, molecular function: ATP hydrolysis activity; ATP binding. Lineage: Eukaryota; Metazoa; Arthropoda; Arachnida; Ixodida; Ixodidae.
GCUGGCAUCGCCAUGAUUCUUUUUGAAAGUGGGGUCGUGCGGUUCCGAGUCUUGCGGGAAAAGUUAAUUAUUUGAAGGUUUUGAGGAAGCUUUGUUUUACGCCAUGGAAGCGCACCAGGAACAACUUCUGUGAGGACGACAGAGCACAUUUCGCAGUAUCGGCUCCUCCGAGCCACCACGUCAAAGGGUUGCAGCCGUGUCUUGAAGGGUUCCGUGCAUCAUCAGGACCACGGAGCAUUCCUGCGCUUGUUGAUUUGAUGUGUGAUUACAACGGCUUUCCCUGUUCCCAAGAAGACAUGAAGCGCGUGCGCGUGAAGCUGUGCGCGUGCACGACGGGGGACGCGGUCAAGCUGUCUCCCAAGCACGCCGAAUGGGCCGACAACAACGUCGUCGCGUUGACGAGCUGGGAGAACGUUCGCCUGUCUUCACCGGGGCUCUUGGUGCCCUGCGAACUGAUCGAAGGCUGUGACGAAGCGUGCGCUCGGUCUGUCGGGGCCGGUGCUGUACUACUGCACGUGCACGAGCAGUUUGCGCGUCGCUACUGUCUGUCCGAGCCUCUGGCUCUUGUUUCACCGCUGAGCUGGCCCCGGCUAGACCGCCUUUCAGUACUGGCUACCGACGGACAGCGCUACGAGGAACUGAGGGACGGGCAAGCCCUGCGAGCCAUGGCCGAGGAGCGGAGACUGUGCCGCGUCGGCGACUGUCUGCAGCGAGAUCUGGUCGUGGUGGACUGUCAGCCGACGCGCCAGGGGGUGCUCGUCCCGGAGACUCAGGUGCUGGUGGUGCACAGGCCCUUGGAGGGCCAAUCGCAAGACCUGGGAGCCAUGCUGGGGCUGGUGCGCUACGCGGGCCACCUGGUGCUGCCAUCCCUGGGCCGGAGGCGGGCCGGCAGCCAAUCGCCGACGUCGGUGUCACUUGGAGUUCAUGUGGCGUCCUGGCUGCCCUUCCUGGGAGAGGAGGGCCCGGACCCCCUCAACUCGGUCUUCCUGUCCAGGGCUACCCUGGCGACCCUGGGGCUGGCCCCUGGAGCGUGGGCGUGGGCACGGCUGCAGGGGGCACCCUCUUCUAGGAGGCGGGCAGUGACUCUGAGCUGCGUGGAGAAGUUGUGUCCAGCUCCCCGACAGCCACCUCGGGCGUCGGCCGACCCUUCACCGGCGGAGGUGGCGCUGCUCACUCCCCAGCUGUGGUUCCACCUACAGGAGCAGCCGAGCGUCCUCGUCUGCCCCAGCGCGCUCCUCUCCCUCACCUGUCCCGGGCCGGGAGAGUCCCUGCCACCACCGUACGCCACUGAGUUCCACCUUGCCAUGGUGCACAGCCCGGGCUACAGCGUGCAGCUUCACUGCGCGGCACUGUUGCAGCAGCACUUCGCACAACCCAGGUACCUGUGCAAGGGCGACAUUGUCAGCAUUGGCUUGCGGGGUGUCGCUGCUCAGACGGAAUCUGCCGAAGACGCACCACAAGAAAGGAGUGCCGUGGCGUUCUUCCGAGUGACCCAGAUGCGAGGUCCUUCAGACGCCCCGGGGUUCUUGUGCCACCGUGACCACAGUCGCCUGUACCAGGCCGGCACCACGCGCAGCUACGUGCCGUCGACGAUGGAGGCGUACGCCGGCCGGGGCCCUCCGCACCCGGUGUGGGACUGCCCCCUGCCCCCGCACCUGGGACCCUGCGUGGAGCGACUGCAGUCCCUGCUCAUGCCCUUUUUGCUACGCCCGUCCCUACGGAGGCGGGUUGCCCCCUGCCUGCUGCUCAGCGGAGCUCCUGGCUCUGGAAAGUCCACCACUGUGGCAGCAUUGUGCCGCUGCUUGGGCAUGCACCUCUACCAGGUCAAUUGUCAGGAUUUGAUCGGGGACACGGCAGCUUCCACGGAGGCCCGGAUCAAGGCUUCCCUGCAAAAAGCCAGCUACUACACCCCGUGCAUGAUGCACCUUGUGAACAUUCAGCUGCUCGGACAGGGGAAGGAGCUGGGAUCUGGAGGAGAGCCCCGUGUGGUGCGUCUCUUUGGGGAGGUUGCACGCUCCCUGAACGGGGACCCGGAGGAGCUGCCCGUACUGCUGCUGGCAAGCACAAGCUCCCCGGACGACCUCCACCCGGACCUGGCGAGCCUCUUCCUGCACCACGUGGCCAUUCCGUACCCGAACGAGGAGGCCAGGGUGGAAAUCCUGGAUGCCCUGUUGUGCGCUUCGCCCAAGAGCAGCUCCGUGGACGUGUCGUACCUUGGGCAGAGGACCGCCGGGUUUGCGCUGGGCGACUUGUCGGCCCUGGUUGCCCAAGGGACCAAGGAGGCCUACGCCAGGCUCAGGUCAUUGCGGCAGGGGCCCUCCCUGUGCCUGUCUGGGCCCCAGCUGCUGCAGUGCGACCUGCAGGCUGCCCUGGAGGGGCUCCAGGGCAGCCAGGCGCACGCGGUGGGAGCCCCCCGCAUCCCCACCGUGCACUGGCACGACGUCGGGGGCCUGGGGGACGCCAAGCGCCUGCUCACCGACACCUUGCAGCUGCCCCUGCAGCACCCGCAGCUCCUCGAGGCGGGACUCAAGCGCUCCGGUGUGCUGCUGUAUGGACCCCCGGGCACGGGCAAGACGCUGCUGGCCAAGGCAGUGGCCACCGAGUGCUCGCUCAGUUUCCUCAGUGUCAAGGGUCCUGAGCUGAUCAACAUGUACGUUGGGCAGAGCGAAGAAAAUGUGCGGGCAGUGUUCGCCCGUGCUCGGAGUGCCGCUCCGUGCGUCAUCUUCUUUGAUGAACUCGACUCGCUUGCUCCCAACCGUGGCCGCAGCGGGGACUCCGGUGGCGUCAUGGACAGGGUGGUGUCCCAACUGCUGGCGGAGAUGGACGGCCUAAACAAGUCGGCCGAUGUCUUCGUCAUAGGGGCCACGAACCGGCCAGACCUGCUGGACCCAGCCAUCCUUCGACCCGGAAGGUUCGACCAGCUGCUGUACGUGGGGAUUCUUACCGACAGGGAGUCGCAGCUUAAGGUUCUGAAGGCCCUGACUAGGAGGUUCCACUUUGCGGAGGGCUUUGACCUGGGCUCAGUCCUGGACGCGUGUCCGUCCGGGCUCACGGGUGCCGACUUCUACUCGCUCUGUUCGGCUGCCAUGGCCUCUGCCACCAGGAACCACAUCCAGGCACUGGAACAAGGUGAGCUUGCUCCCAACAACCAGACUGUCCUGGUGACGCUGGAAGACUUCAAGGUGGCCCUCAGAGACCUGGUGCCUUCUGUGUCUCCAUCCGAACUAGAACGUUACGACGACAUCCGACAAAAAAUGUCGUCCUCCGCGAGACCUGCUAGGAAUGAACUCUGAAUGGGAAAGUGUCAUGUUCACGUGGGGGAGAGAUGAUUUGUGUCGUACGACCCGCCAUGUUUGUUGCCCUUGUUUUGUGAAACGUCCGUCCAUGUGAGAAGGUGACUGUCGAUAGCCGGCCGAAAUAUGCAACGCCUGUGUGCUCAGUUGGUUCACUAAGUGGUGCAAGUCUGAAAUCUCAGAAGUGCCCAAGAGAACCGUCGGCUAAAAACAGAAGAUAUUUUUUGAUGGGGCAAGCAUUCAACUCGCUGGUUUUGGUGGCACGGUGACCCUGUUAUAGUGCAAGAGAAAUACAGCAACUGCCAUCCACUGUUCUAAAGAGGGUUUUAGGUUGCUUUUUGUACAUAAAAAAAUAAGGUAUAUGUUGAAUAUAACAAACCCGGAAAAAGUGGAGUGUCAGAUAUAAGGAGCUCAUUUUUUAUGCACAGAUUCUUCAAUACUUUUAAUAUAAUUUUAGCCCACUGUUAAGGAACAAACUCGAAGCGGCAUCGUAAAUGUAACGAGGUAAAAAGGCUGAAGCUGAGAAGUCUUACUUGCGAAAAUGACCAAAAACUGAUGCUUCAUACUUCCUGCAGCAAAUAAACCCUUUGACCUA